Penicillium mononematosum is the source of this 1134-nucleotide messenger RNA. RefSeq lists its product as uncharacterized. The record is from RefSeq and is a predicted model, not a curated record. Lineage: Eukaryota; Fungi; Ascomycota; Eurotiomycetes; Eurotiales; Aspergillaceae. The transcript has a single exon. Bases 1 to 1134 code for a protein of 377 amino acids.
AUGGCUGGGUCCCGUACGAGUCCGGUGUUGAGAGACCAGUGGAAUGCCGACCCGGAUCGUGAUCCCCGUGACAGGGAGAGACGGAGAGGUCGAGGGUCAGGCCGCGAUCGAGGGAGAAACAGAGGUCGCGACCGAGGCCGUCCAUAUCGGCCCAAUAACCGUAAUUUCGAUCGUUCGGGGCGGUCGCCACCACGCGCGUCCCGCUUUGGCCCUGACUCUUCUCACGACCUAGGUGAUUUCGCUCCGGAUCGAUCUCCUCCUCGGGGUUCUCCUCCACCUCGAAACUUCCAUAAUGGCCGUCGACUAGAUUCAACCCAACCUAUGCCAUCAGCCGGUGACUGGAACGCCCACAGUUCCGGAUCUUUCGACAGAGAAGCCCCCGGUUUUCGAAGAGACGAGGCAUCAACCGGACCUCCACAGAAACGGCAAAGGACUCGAAGCCCCUCACCGCGAGGUGGCCGUGGCCCUCUUCCUCCACCGCGUCCAAAUUACUCUGAUAACUGGGAUAUCCGGGAUCGAAGCCCUCCUUCAUUCAAGAAACGAGGUGGCCGCAACCAAGGUCGUGGUGCUCCGAGAAGAAGAUCACCACGCCGGGGCCGGGACCGUCGGGGGAAAGACCGUCGUCGUCCAGACAUCACCCGUCCAGGAAGGUCUAAGUCACCGAUUCAUGAACGAGGGUUUCCUUCGCCCGAUCGACGGUCUCGUACCCCUGGUGGUGACAAUUACAGCGACCAUGGGUCUCACUAUCGAUCGAACUCACGGCACUCCGUACGAUCUGCAACCUCAAGAUACUCUGAGUCAUCUCGCAGGUCAAGACGUGAUUCAGCGAUGAACACAAACCGACCGAUUCAGUCUGUUGUGGACGAUACUGCUCGGUCUCCAUCUCCACCACGCCCGAUUCCGAGUUUUGACUCUGAUAACUUCGGAGAACACUCUACUCACUCUAGAGAUGAGUUGCCAAUGCAUGCAAUGCCUCGCCGUCGGCCAUCUCGACCACACCUUGAUACCCGGCCCUAUGCAAACCCUCAAAACGCAACAUCGACAGGCUCAUACCACGGUUCGCCGCAACCGCCCUCGCCUUACUCCGCACGAGGAGGAUGGUCUGGCCAGCCUCCGUAUCCUGGAACCGAGUGA